UAGGGAUUGGCGAUGUAAGAUGGCGGCGCCAGAGGAGCAGGAAUUAUCUCAGGCUCAAACUGAGAAACUCCUUCAGUUUCAGGACCUGACAGGACUGGAGUCAAUGGACCAAUGUCGCCGCACGUUAGAACAGCACAACUGGAACAUCGAGGCUGCAGUACAAGACAGACUAAAUGAGCAAGAAGGCGUUCCGAGCGUGUUUAACCCGCCUCCGUCCAGACCCUUACAGGUCAACACAGCAGACCACAGAGUGUAUAGUUAUAUUGUACCAAGGCCACAGCCUAGGGGGUUAUUAGGUUGGAGUUAUUAUUUGAUAAUGCUACCAUUCAGGUUUACCUAUUACACACUUCUGGACAUAUUCAGGAUCGCCCUGAGAUUCAUAAGGCCAGACCCACGGGGCCGUGUAACAGAUCCUGUUGGAGAUGUCGUGGCUUUCAUUCAUAGUUUUGAAGAACAGUAUGGACGCUCACAUCCUGUACUUUACCAAGGAACAUACAGUCAGGCUCUGAAUGAUGCCAAACGAGAACUCCGCUACCUGUUAGUUUACCUUCACAGCGAUGACCACCAGGACACAGAUGAGUUUUGCAGAAGCACGUUAUGCACUGAAGAGGUGGUCAACUUCAUUAACACAAGAAUGCUCUUCUGGGCAUGCUCCACUACCAAGCCGGAAGGAUACCGGGUGUCUCAGGCCUUGCGGGAGAACACGUAUCCCUUCCUGGCCAUGAUCAUGCUGAAGGACCGUAAGAUGACAGUGGUGGGAAGGUUGGAGGGGCUGAUCCAGCCUGAGGACCUCGUCAACCAGCUCACCUUCAUCAUGGAGGCCAACCAGACCUAUCUGAUGUCCGAGCGGCUGGAGAGGGAGGAGAGGAACCAGACACAGGCUCUGAGGCAGCAGCAGGACGAGGCGUACCUGGCGUCCUUGCGGGCCGACCAGGAGAAGGAGCGGCGUCGGCGGGAGGAGCAGGAGCAGAGGAGACUGGAAGAGGAGGCAGCACGCCAGAGCGUGCUGGCUGAGGAGAAGAGGCGCAGGACCCUAGAGGAGGAGAAGGAGCGCAAGUCUGAGUGCCUCCCCCCCGAGCCACCUGUGGAUGACCCGGACAGCGUCAAAAUAGUGUUCAAACUGCCCAAUGACACGCGCGUGGAACGCCGGUUCCUCUUCUCUCAGUCCUUGGUGGUCAUAUACGACUUCUUGUUUUCUUUGAAGGAGACCCCCGAAAAAUUCCAAAUAGUGGCAAACUUCCCACGGCGAGUGCUUCCAUGCUUGCCCACCCACGAGCAGCCAAACCCGCCCACACUGAAGGAGGCUGGCCUGAGCUGCUCCCAGGUCCUAUUUGUGCAGGACCUCACGGACGAUUGACAUUAAGCUAUAGCUCCUACUGCUCCUCCCUCUUCACAUACAACUCCACUCAUCCCUCCGAAUGCCCCUCCCCCAUUUUGGUUCCUCCCCCACAUGGCCACUCUCUCUACAAGGGAUCACUGAAAUCUCAUUGGAUUAAAUUAAGGAUCUGACCCACCAUCCACACAAGUAACAUUUUAUUUAAACCAUGCGAAAGGCGAACGGCCCCUGUAAAUAUAAUGGAUAUUUAAGGACAAGCCUGAAUACAGUACAAAUACUUUCCUUUUUUUUUUUUUUUUAUGCAAAGUUGACCAUCUAAUAAAUGUCAUACAGUGACCAAAUGAAGGUUGAUACAAGUAUGACGGGCUGUUUUGAGCAUAUGACAAACUGAGUUCAUCUGGGGGGAUAAAAGCCACUCCUGCGUGGCUCGGUAUCUAGAGUAGUAAAGUCUGCCCAUAGUGUGCCUGUGGUAAUUCGUAAAUGCCUAUUUUGACCAUCUUCCAUCUGACUGGGCUGGUCGUGUAAAAGAUGUAAUUUUGCAGUUCUAAAUUAAACAUUUUAAAAUGUU
Messenger RNA from Electrophorus electricus (electric eel), 1904 nucleotides. RefSeq names its product Fas associated factor family member 2 (gene faf2). Gene Ontology annotation, molecular function: ubiquitin binding. The record is from RefSeq and is a predicted model, not a curated record. Gene Ontology annotation, biological process: ERAD pathway. Gene Ontology annotation, cellular component: endoplasmic reticulum. Lineage: Eukaryota; Metazoa; Chordata; Actinopteri; Gymnotiformes; Gymnotidae.